Messenger RNA from Sugiyamaella lignohabitans, 516 nucleotides. It is a transcript of the gene TUM1, whose product is annotated as Tum1p. The transcript has a single exon. The record is from RefSeq and is a predicted model, not a curated record. Bases 1 to 516 code for a protein of 171 amino acids. Gene Ontology annotation, molecular function: thiosulfate-cyanide sulfurtransferase activity. Gene Ontology annotation, cellular component: mitochondrion. Gene Ontology annotation, biological process: transsulfuration. Lineage: Eukaryota; Fungi; Ascomycota; Dipodascomycetes; Dipodascales; Trichomonascaceae.
AUGCUACGGGCUUUUAAGCAUACCAAUUCAAUUCUUCUCAAUAGUUUCCCUGUAUACAAAAAGCUCAAUGGUGUUCUUGACACAUCUCCUUUAAAUGUCCCAUCAGCUCGCAAGGCAACUAACUAUAUCUCCUCUGAGUAUGAUGCAGAUGCAGUAAUUUCCUAUGAAGAAUUGAAAAGUAUAGUGGAAAACCCUCAAACAGUUGAUAAUUAUUAUAUUUUGGAUGCUCGUCCUGGCGGCCGGUUUGCCGGUUCGGAUCCAGAACCACGCCCUGGAAUCUCAUCGGGUCAUGUGCCAGGAGCCAUUUCUUUGCCAUUUAGCGAUCUUGUUAAAGACGGACAGUUUGCACCAACAGAUGAGAUUUCCGCUGUGAUAAAAUCCAAGGGUAUUGCCAAUGACAAGCCGAUUAUAGUUAUGUGUGGUACCGGCGUUACUGCCUGUGUCAUUGAGAAUGCGUUGAAAGAAAUUGAUGGACUCGACCAGCCUGUUCGCGUCUACGAUGGUAGCUGGACGUAA